This is a messenger RNA of Manduca sexta (tobacco hornworm), 1409 nucleotides long. Its product is annotated as serine protease inhibitor 42Dd. The transcript is spliced from 7 exons. The record is from RefSeq and is a predicted model, not a curated record. Gene Ontology annotation, molecular function: serine-type endopeptidase inhibitor activity. NCBI's taxonomy places the organism in Eukaryota, Metazoa, Arthropoda, Insecta, Lepidoptera, Sphingidae.
CUCACUCAUAACAUUCUUGUAGGUAGUGUUUUGUUCAUUAACUUGUCUCGUCACUUCGCGCUUGGAUGCGCGGCGACCGGUUAUGUGAUUUAAAUAUCAGUAAUUUUAAAUUAUAAAGAACAAACAUCCAUGACAUCAUGCGUGUUUACGUUUAUUUUGCACUUAUACUAACUCUCCAAGGCUUAAAUUGCAUCGAGAAACAUGUGGCACACUCCAGACUGAACUUUUUCGACAUAGACCUCCUUCGAUACUCCGCUGAGGAUAAAAGCGGGAAUGUCAUGGUCUCGCCAGCCAGUAUUAAGGCCACUUUAGCAAUGCUGUUAGAGGGAGCAGAAGGUGAAACAGCGGAAGAAAUAAGAAGAGCGUUAAGAUUGUCUCCUGUUAAGACUGAAUGGAGAGAGGAGUUGAAUUAUUAUUUGUUUUCUCUAGAGACAAACUCUUCAGGCGUCCUGCUGCAUAAUGCAAACGCGGUGUUUGUGUCAGAUAAGUUGAAGUUAAAAAAGGACUACGAUACAUAUUUGCACAAAGUUUACUUCUCAGAUGUAACUAAAGUUGAUUUUAAAGACGCAAACAAAGCAUCACAGCUUAUUAAUGUUUGGGUAAAACAGAAAACUAAUGGGCUGAUUCCGUCAAUAGUGGCACCUGUUGAUGUGAACCCAUUAUCAGAGAUGUUGGUCACCAACGCUAUGUACUUCAAAUGCUUCUGGCGUCAUGCUUUCAACCGACGCUUGACUCGCGGCGCUUGCUUCUACAACCGGGGCACAUGUCUAAAUGUCCAGAUGAUGGAUUUACAAGCCAAACUGAACUAUGCUUAUAUUGACAACCUAAGGGCUCAUGCCGUUGAACUUGCCUCUAUCAGGUUAGAUGCACGUUACUCCAUGAUUCUGCUGGUGCCCAGGGACCGCGACGGUCUUUACACUCUGACCAGAGCUCUCCCGUACAUGAGCGUACCCCAGCUUUCGUAGCUGAUGGAAAAUGAAGAUAUCAAGUUAUCACUACCGAAGUUUACAGUGGAUUACAGUGAAGACGUCGUUGCGGCUUUGAAGAAGAUGCGGAUCAACGCCCUGUUUUCAACUGAAGCAAAUCUCUCAUCUAUUUUCGAAGGUUCGAAACCCUACGUCAAUGGGAUAUACCAUAAAGUGUACAUGUCUGUAGAUGAGGAAGGCACCGUGGCUGCUGCAGCGUCUUCGGCGAUGGUGGUUCCUCUAAUUAAUGAUGGAGUGGAUCUAAGAGCUGACAGGCCCUUCGUUUUCUUCAUAAGAGACAAUUUGUCAGGUGUUGUGUUGUUUGAAGGCAAGAUUGAAGAGCCUAAUGAAUUUGUUGAAGUUAGUGCAAAUGGUAAACCCGCAAGGAAUACUUUAAGCUGGUACUGAUUUUGUAUAUACUUUAAAUAAAAUGGUUUUAAAAAC